This is a messenger RNA of Purpureocillium takamizusanense, 246 nucleotides long. RefSeq lists its product as uncharacterized. The record is from RefSeq and is a predicted model, not a curated record. Lineage: Eukaryota; Fungi; Ascomycota; Sordariomycetes; Hypocreales; Ophiocordycipitaceae. The coding region runs from base 1 to 246 and encodes 81 amino acids. The transcript has a single exon.
AUGUACGCCGUCGAAGACGCCGUGGUUCAAUACUAUAAUGCCAGGGUCCAUUCUGACAAUGCCCAGAUGGACUUGUGGAAGGCCAUGGUGGAAGUCUUCAUGGAGCACGACGCCGUCGUCGAAUGGUGCUCGGACGAGGAGAGCAAGCGCAGCGUGCCCCCCAGCGACAGGCUCUGGCUCCGUCAGCUUGUUCACUCCGAGCUCAACGAGCUGGGAUACGGCCCAAAGUUUGCGGGCGACUUGUGA